Lobosporangium transversale is the source of this 1329-nucleotide messenger RNA. RefSeq names its product kinase-like domain-containing protein. Gene Ontology annotation, biological process: protein phosphorylation. Gene Ontology annotation, molecular function: protein kinase activity; ATP binding. Bases 1 to 1329 code for a protein of 442 amino acids. The transcript has 3 exons. Lineage: Eukaryota; Fungi; Mortierellomycota; Mortierellomycetes; Mortierellales; Mortierellaceae. The record is from RefSeq and is a predicted model, not a curated record.
AUGGGCAACCCUCUCUCCAAAUGCUGUGCGCAGGACACGACACUUCCCAAAAAGACUGGGGAUGCUCCUAUGAACGCCUCUAAUCAAUCACUGAUUAGUGACAGUCGAGUCGAACCAGCAGCCCCAGUAGCAACCAAGGAAAACAACCAGUCUCCAAACUUCUUUCAAAGGAUUUCAAGACAGUUUUCUGUCGGUCAAAAGAGCCAAUCGAUUGAGCAAGGACUCCAAAACUUCCCAUACCCUUUAACCGAGGAAGAGAAGCAAGUUCUGCUUCGUAAUGAAAUCCCAGCGACCGAGAUCAAGAAAUUAUCCAUUGGUGUAGAUGCCGGUGGUAUGGGUAUCAUUCACGUAGCUGAAUGGAAGGGUCAGAAGGUCGCGAUUAAGGAGGCUUCUGCUCACGUUAUCUCAAAAGAGGUCGAGAUAUACAGUCGCAUGAAGGGGUGUGACAGCGUGGUUGCGUUUUAUGGGGUAACUUUUCCAGCUGGCUUGGACAAGAUGUGUAUUGUGACAAAGUAUGCUGACAAAGGAUCACUCACGUGGCAUCUCAAGGUUGAGUACCAUAAACUCACUUGGGAUGAUAAACUCCGCCUUGGGGCUCAGAUCACCAAAGGUAUUGCCCGUCUUCAUGAAGAAGGUGUUUACCACCGUGAUCUUCAUGGAGGCAACAUCUUGAUCGAUGAUCAAGGCAAUGCCAUGCUGACCGACUUCGGAGCUAGUACAAUUAUGGAAGAGCGUGUAGUCAGGAACAUCAAAGAGUAUUCUUUGGAGGAGGUGCCUGUUGGAGAAGGUCGUUCCAAAUUCAUUAGUAAAAAGAUUACUGGACUUGAUGCCCAUCAGAGCGGCGAAGAUAGAAAGACUAACGGCAAAGGCGAGGACGCAGACGAUGAUCCUUUGAUUGGUGUCAUGGCCUACAUUGCCCCCGAACGAUUCCGCAACCCAAAAUAUUUUGAUGCAAAAUGUGAUAUCUAUUCUCUUGGUGUUCUGCUCUGGGAGCUAACAUCUGGUCACUCUGCUUUUGCAAAGGUCCCACAGGAUGUUCAUUUGGCUGUUGCCAUCAUGAAUGGAAAGCGUGAGCUGCCAGUUGAAGGCACACCUACAGAGUACAUGGCACUGUAUGAGAAGUGCUGGCAGUCUGACCCAGCUAAACGCCCUACAACGAAUGAGAUCUUGGAGACUCUCGCCAAGGUUCGCGCCAGUAUGACACCUGAACAACUGGCCGUCACACGCAAGCGCAGCAAUGUUCAAUAUGAGUCUGUCGAAGUUUAUGAAGAGUCCGUAAGCAUUCCUCGUCCAACUUCCGAUGUCCAACAGUACUUUAUCUCAGAGUAA